AAAUUGGAGAAUUCAUCUCGCCUUUCCCUGUCCCUCUCACUUCACUCUGAGGAAAGAUGGAGGGCGAAGCAAGGCACGGGGUCGGCGAGCCCUCUUCCUCCUCCUCAGCCUCCGCCCACUCUCCAAAGGUUUGAUAAGUUUAUCGAGUGAAGUUUGAAGGGCUAGGACGAAAGAGCUAUUAAAGGUCAAGAUGUAUUUGUCUCUGCACUGCUGAUUUUGACUUGAACAAUUUGUCAGUUCUCAUGCAAUUUCCCUACUUCUCGGAAAUGAAACUAUUAGUUUCGAAGUCUUUCAGACAGAGCAGAAAGCAAGGAGACUGUACACAACCUUCAGUUCCCAUUGUGACAUAUUCCAAUACUGUUGAACACCAGAACCUAGAGCCAAUACAUGAAGGAGUUACGUAUCUGGACCCUAGUGGGAAACUGACGAGUCACACUCUUCAAAUGCCCUCUAGACCUAUAAAUAUUGGCGGUGAUAGUUAUGAUGAACAUAUGAUCAAGACACAACACAGUUUUCCUAGAGGAUGUUCAUCUGGUGGAGGCCUUUCUCGUGGUUUAAGUUUUAAAAACAAGACAGUCAUACUUGAUGGUGAGCGAAGCUCCCUUCUAAAUCCAGAACCUGGUGGAAAAUCAGACAGCAGAGUGGGUCCUGAAAAUGCUGUUCUUUCAAACUUUGUUGCAGCAUUCUCAUGGAAAAGAUGUGCAUCACUUCCUGCCACACCAGCAUCAAAUCUGCCUCCUUCAUCUACCUCUACUAAAGAAAAGACAACCAUUGAACAGCAGACAUCCCAGAAAUGGACAAUUCCAACAAAGGUUUCAAGGUCCUUGUCGGUACCUUCGCGGAAUGUUGUAAUCGUGAGAUCUGCAUCUUUCCCUAGUCCCAAAGAGAUUAUACCAUCAGAACCUCCGGAUGCAGGUCAGUUAGGCCCUGUACAUGUGGAGGAUAAUGAUGAAGAGAUUCCUGAGGAAGAAGCUGUUUGCAGGAUCUGUAUGACUGGAUUACAUGAAGGAGAGAGUUGGCUCAAGAUGGAGUGCAGUUGCAAAGGUGCCUUAAGGCUUACACAUGAAGAAUGCGCAGUGAAGUGGUUUAGCAUAAGAGGAAACAAGAUAUGUGAGGUCUGUAGUCAAGAGGUUCUCAAUUUACCAAUAACGUUGUUACGGGUGCAGAGGUCUGCUCAAAGGGACCAUGGUCAGCAACAUACUACAUCAGGCUUAUUGUUAAGCAGAACCUGGCAGGAUGUGAUUGUUCUAAUCUUGAUUAGCACAAUGUGUUAUUUCUUCUUCCUUGAGCAGCUGCUGGUUAAUGAUAUGAGAUCUCAUGCAGUUAUGAUUGCUGCACCAUUUUCAUUAACCUUGGCCCUGCUGGGAUCAGUGUUUUCAGUUGUCUUAGCGCGCAGAGAGUAUGUUUGGGCAUAUGCAGCAUUUCAGUUCUCACUUGUGGUCAUUUUUCUCCAUCUCUUUUAUUCUAUGCUCAAACUAAAAGCAGUUUUCGCUAUCCUCUUUGCAUCAUUUUCGGGGUUUGGAAUUGCAAUUGGAAUGAAUUCAUUUUGUCUACAACUUUUUGCUUGGAGGACUCGUGCUAUGCAAGCACGGAUGAAUGCUAACCCAGUUUAAUGGAGUGAGCUCUGUAACAUAUAAGAUUGCUAUCUUUGAUCAUGUACACAGAUUGCAUCGAUAUUGUUUUGUUCUAGACCAGACAGAUACUUCACAUAUCAAAUUUUGUUUCUUUAACUAAACAUUAAUGGAAACUUGAAGCAUAGAGUUUAUGUUAGCACACAAA
Elaeis guineensis (African oil palm) is the source of this 1779-nucleotide messenger RNA. RefSeq lists its product as uncharacterized. NCBI's taxonomy places the organism in Eukaryota, Viridiplantae, Streptophyta, Magnoliopsida, Arecales, Arecaceae. Gene Ontology annotation, molecular function: zinc ion binding. The record is from RefSeq and is a predicted model, not a curated record.